AUGAACAGUAAUGUGCCUCGUGCUUUUGGACGGGCUCUUAGAACAGCAGUGCCACCAGCGAGACCUUCACCUGGUUUGAGGCAGGCCAUCAAGCAUGAAAAAAGACUACACAGCAGUGCACGAUUGCCUGCGAUAACAGCUUCACAAGGUCGCCACCGGCCUACGCUCGAUCGCUGUCACCAGAACCGCGUAUCGAACGCAUUGCCGAGUCUUGCCUCAGUGCGAUCGAUCUUCAUUCAAACACAGGAGACGCCCAACGCGGACGCUCUGAAGUUCAUGCCGAACGUGGAAGUACUCCCGCAGGACUUUCCCUCCCCAUUUGUCGAGUAUACCUCACCACGAGCAACCCUCGCUCCUCCGCAUCCCUCACAGCUCGCCUCCCGGCUGCUCAGUGUUGACGGCGUGUCGUCGGUGUUCUAUGGCCCAGAUUUCAUCACUGUCACAAAGGCAGGGGACGUCCACUGGGCUCACAUCAAGCCUGAGGUCUUCAGUCUGAUCACAGAAGCGGUGACGACGGGAGAACCAAUGGUCUCAGCGGCGCAAAGAGGCGACUCUGUUGAUGGCCAAGCUAUUGAAGAAGAUAGCCUGGCGGCCAAUGAUGAUGAUGAUGAGGUGGUCGCCAUGAUCAAAGAGCUGCUAGAAACCAGAAUCCGUCCAUCAAUCCAAGAGGACGGUGGUGACAUUGAUUUCCGUGGCUUUGACGCAGAGACCGGUACAGUCAGUCUCAAGCUGCGAGGAGCAUGUCGAACCUGCGACUCUUCGACCGUGACACUGAAAAACGGCAUCGAGUCCAUGUUGAUGCAUUAUAUUGAGGAAGUGAAAGGAGUCAACCAAGUUCUUGACGAGGAAGAAGAGAUUGCCCUCAAAGAGUUUGAGCGCUUCGAAGAGAAGCUGCGAUUGCAAAAAGGCCCCGACGCGGCACCCUCGACUGUGGGCAAAGGCAGCUUAGACGCCGCCUUGUAA
Molecule: messenger RNA, 963 nt
Organism: Cyphellophora attinorum
Lineage: Eukaryota; Fungi; Ascomycota; Eurotiomycetes; Chaetothyriales; Cyphellophoraceae
Product: NifU-like protein
Exons: 2
Coding region: 1-963 (320 amino acids)
Biological process (GO): iron-sulfur cluster assembly
Cellular component (GO): mitochondrion
Molecular function (GO): iron ion binding; iron-sulfur cluster binding
Source: RefSeq, a predicted model, not a curated record